AGAAAGUUCACCGUCCUAAACCAGGAGCUAGAAGAGGAAACAGCACCGUUGAGAAAACUUCGGGAAAAAUGGAAUAAAAUCAUGAGGAGUUAGUUUAUAGACGCACCAGUCGCUGCAUCAACGAACGAUCACAUGGAUUUUAACAGAUAUAUGCGCUGGUAUUUGAAGCCGACAAUGGUGUAUUGUAUAGACGACUUUUUAAAUUCCAUGCCAUUCCAUUGAAAGUAGGAAUUUAACUCAUGGAGAAAGGACCAAGUCGGGAGUCAUGAGCUCAGGUGUGAAGAAGCCACCAGUGGCUCCUAAACCCAAACUCACACCCUCUACCAAACCAUCACCUCCUCCCAUCCCCCCCAAACCCGACCUGCCCCUCUCACAGCCCUCCGUCCUAUCCCAGCCCUCUCCUGCCGCACUGAAGAGAGCUAAACCUGUCGUGGCACCAAAACCAUGCCUUCCUAAAAACCCUUCUCCCUCAGUUGCCCUUCCCAAACCCAGUGUGCCCAACAUCUCUACUCAGGAACAAUGUGGGGCUGAAGAGGACAACCUCUCCCUCCUCAAUUCCAAAAAUGGGAUUGUUGAGCCCAGCCGUUGCCACUCAGACUACAUCAUUCCGAUUUGUUCCUGUGGGCUCCAGAAAUGCUUGCUGUGCCAACGACUAGGGAAUGGAAGUGGAAAUGCCACGGAGAUUAGAAGUGAUGUCCACAGCCUGUGUCAGAAUGGAAACUCCACAGAAGGUUCCAGAACGCUGGUGACCAGACACCAAGUCAACACAGACAAUGGGGAAGAGACCGUUGGGGGACAGAUGGGUGGAGGGGUGAUCAACAACCCCAAGCACAAGGACAAACCUCAGAGGCCUGAGAGGCACAGGAACCUAGAGAAAGUUCAGGCGACAACAGAGGGACAGAGGAGCGAGCAACGACCGCAGGGUGAACAGGAGGUCCUGAGGGGUCAGUCUGGCUCAGUUGACCACUUACAUGCUUCUCCAGAGGGGCCAGAUACCGAGACACACUGUGAGGCUCCUAAAGAACACACUGACAUAGACACCUGUAACACAGACAGUAUUGACAUCAAUAAGAUGGAUGUUGUCUCCCCAGCUCUAUGCCCUGCUCCUCGGCCUGCUUCCCCUACUCUCCCCCCUCCUCCUCAGCAGCCUUCCCUCUCUACCCCCUCUCCUGAGGCUGACAGACAGCCCGACAGUCCUCCCCCCCAUAUACACAGCAGGGCUCAGGCUCCCAGGUUGCCACCCAGCCAGUAUCUCCCUGCAGCCCCCAGUAAGCCCCUACCGGUGCCUCUGCCACGCAAACCUAGGAAAUUCGCCCUGGUGAGACAGGUUGGCCUGGAGGGCAGCACCCAGGAGUCGGCAGCAGAGGAGGGUACGCAGGUGAAUGAGGCUGGGGACACUGAGGGGAACGAGGGUCCGGUCCUCAGCGUUGUAGGUGUUGAACACGCAGAUGAGUUGUCUGAAGACUCUCCACCCAUUCAGGACCUGGAGGAGGUGGAGGAACCUGAUGCGCCUAUGCCCCCGCCUCGACAAAUGUCCCUCUCCCCACGCCUCCACAGAAUGUCAUACUCGCCCCCUUGCCUCAACAGGAACACCUCCCACUCUCUGGACAUGCUCUCUCAGCAGGAGCCUUCCGCACUGAUCCCCGAGGGGAAAGGAGAUGUCGAAGAGGAGAAAAACGAAGAGGAAGAGGAUGGGUAUGGCGACUUUGAGCGUUACCCCAUCACACGCAGUCUACCCAAACAGAUCAAGCUCAGCUGCCACCCGCCUCUCGCCACAGCACGGAAAGCCAGCUCCAUGGAGGAGAACUCCCCCAGAGCCCCGCCCAGGAAGCCUCAGAGACACAGCUUGCCCGCACCGGCCCUCCUGUCCAUCUGUCCCCCAGCCCCUCCACAUGCCAACACCCCCAUGAGGGAACUCCCUGCACCCCCCCAGGAGAAGGCAGGCUGGCGCUUCCCCCGGCCCAGCGUGACCUUCUUCAGCAGACAGGUGUCCAGCAGGAGCAGUGUGCCCCCCAAGGCUCGAGUGACGCUGGGGGGGAAGCAGAGGGCACAGUCCUUCUCUGCAGCUGACCUGGCUCGCACAGACGGCCAGAAGAGGAGCCUCUCCUUUCGGAAGCUCCUAGAGCUCCCACUGUCUGUCAAGAUGCUACCAAAGCUUCUGGUUAGAGGGGGGCAGUCUCUGGACUGUACCAGCGCAGAGCCAGAUAGGGGGCAGAACACUCUGGAGCAGCCUAAUGGCAGCAUGGGGGUGCCAAACGGGAGUGGGGAUGUGGGAGAAGGCUCAGUGGAGUACGAGAACGUUCCUUUGUAUGAGGAGAUACCGGAGUACAUGAAUCUGCCUUUCCACGGCGCACGGCUGGGCUGGAAAAACAGUUUGGAUGACCUAGACACACACACCGAUGUCUACGAAGUGCAAGAUCCCUAUGAAAGCCCUGGCAACUAUGAGAGAUCGCAGGGCAGUGAUUAUGAGAGGGCCUGGCUGAGGCAGGACGGCCCGCAGUCAGAGGAGGAAGGCCACAGCUCCGACGAGGAUGACAACAGCUCCACCUCCAGCAAAGAACACCUGGACCCAUUGGAAGAUAAACAGCAGGAGGAUGAGGUGAAGAGGAGGAAGGUUGUUCACAUAGCCCAGGAGAUCAUGAGCUCAGAGAAAGUGUUUGUGGAUGUCCUGAAACUACUUCACAUAGAUUUCCGGGAUGCAGUUGCCAAGGCGACACGUCAGAAUGGGAAGCCGGUUGUUGAGGAGCGUAUUCUCAACCAGAUCCUGUACUACCUGCCUCAGCUGUACCAGCUCAACAGAGACCUGCACCGGGAGCUGGAGGAGAGGGUGGCUCACUGGUCAGAUCACCAGAGACUGGCAGACAUCUUUGUCCAGAAGGGGCCUUACUUGAAGAUGUACUCCACCUACAUCCGCCAAUUUGACAACAAUGUCGCCCUUCUGGACGAACAGUCCAGGAAAAACGCUAGCUUUGCUGCAGUCGUUCGAGAAUUUGAGAUAAGUCCCCGAUGUGCCAGUCUAGCCCUGAAACACUACCUGCUCAAACCAGUUCAGAGAAUUCCCCAGUACCAGCUGCUACUGACAGAUUACCUGAAGAACCUACCUGAGGACUCCUCGGAUUAUAAAGACACACAAGCUGCUUUGGGUAUCGUGAAGGAAGUGGCCAACCAUGCUAACGACAUCAUGAAACAAGGGGAUAAUUUUCAAAAGCUGAUGCAAAUCCAGUAUAGUCUGAAUGGUCAUCAUGAAAUUGUGCAGCCUGGCAGGGUGUUCCUGAAGGAGGGCACUCUGAUGAAGCUGUCCAGAAAGAUCAUGCAGCCUCGGAUGUUCUUCCUGUUUAAUGAUGCCAUGCUGUACACCACUCCAGUCCAGUCUGGCCAGUACAAACUCAACAGCAUGCUGUCUCUAGCAGGCAUGAAGGUCAGCAAGCCCAGUCAGGAGGCGUAUCAGAACGAGCUGAACAUCGAGAGUGUUGAACGCUCCUUCAUCCUCUCCGCCAGCUCAGCUACUGAAAGGGAUGAGUGGCUGGAGGCGAUUGCCAAGGCGAUAGACGACUACACCAAGAAAAAGAUAACAUUCACAUCCAGCCGCAGUCAGGAGGAGUCUGAUGGUGUGCUGGACAGCGGGGCUCCGCUGGGCUCCAAGGCUCCUAUCUGGAUCCCAGACCUGAGAGCCACCAUGUGUAUGAUCUGCACCUGCGAGUUCACCCUCACCUGGAGACGACACCACUGCCGUGCCUGUGGGAAGGUUGUGUGCCAGACAUGCUCCUCAAAUAAAUACUAUCUAGAGUACCUGAAGAAUCAGCCUGCACGUGUAUGUGACCACUGUUUCGCCAAACUGCAGGAGAACAGCGACCGCUGUGCGUCAGCAGCCGUGUCGCCCAGUGGGAAGUCUGCAGCGUUCUCUUUCUCCAGGAAACAGAAGAAGAUCCCAGCUGCACUCAAAGAGGUAUCUGCAAACACAGAGAACUCCUCUAUGAGUGGCUACCUACAAAGGACUAAGAGCAACAAGAAGCAGUGGAAGAGGCUGUGGUUUGUCAUCAAGAACAAAGUCCUGUACACCUACGCUGCCAGCGAGGAUGUUGCUGCCCUGGAGAGCCAGCCAUUACUGGGCUUCUUCCUACGGGAGGAAAAGUGUGGACCCUUCCAGAAGUUGCAGUUUAAAUUGUACCAUAAAAACACCCUGUUUUACAUCUUCAAGGCUGACGAUAUCCCCACAGCACAGAGGUGGAUAGAGGCUUUUCAGGAGGCCAUGAUUCUGUGACACAGCCAUCUUGGAUCAGUACCAGUCAACUCCUGCCCAACACCUGGAGCCAGUUCAAGCAUCAAUCUAUCCUUACCACAGGUCAGGGGUCACCAGCUCAGGAAGCUCUCACCAUACCCUGGGUGGAGUCCUGUCACUCCACAUGUCCCCACCGUCCUUCCAGACACUGCCAGACAAUGCCAGACACUGCCAGACACUGCCAGACACUGCCAGACACUGCCAGACACUGCCAGACACUGCCAGACACUGCCACCGUCAGUGGUGCCCAUAGCAGGCAGCACUGUAUGAUCAAUGUGUUUUUUAAAACAGGGCAUUGUUGUGUCAGCAUUAUUAUUUACAUUUCUUCCAAGAGCCGCCCUGAAAAACAAGUGGUCAAGCCAUGCUGAGAGGUAAUGGGUGUUCUCAGGCUGCUGGAGCUUCAGCUCUAAGGCAAGUGGUAGUGAUACGUCACAGCUGUGGGUCAAAGUUCAAGUCCAGAAGUGUGUGCGUGAAAGUGUCAUGGGUUUAUUGUUGGAGGGCGGUGUGCUACCUUUAGUCAGGUUCCUACUGCCACUUUAAAUCCUUGAAUGACUUUGAGGAUAGUUAUGACUGGGUUUUAAAGAAAAAAAUAUUUUUUUCUUUGUUUUGAAACUUAUUAUGGUGCACGUUAUCAACAUAGUUUGUCAAGAGUCCAAAUGAGAACACAGGAUCCAUCCACUUUGAAAUGAGCACCUUGUUAUAACAUACUCUUAACUGAGGAAAUAGACUGAAAUAACAUGGACAAUGACAUCAGUGGCAUCCUUUAAUGGGGAAUUAUGAUAAGGCUUUGAUGCAUUGAUAGGGAUUGGAUUCAACUGUGAAACAAUUUGAGACAGAAAAUGGGUAUUAUGUGGGUUUAAAAAAAAGCGAAAGGUAUAAGUGUCUAUCUGAGAUUCUGUUUAUGAAGUGCCUCUGUUAUAGUCUUGCAAAACAAUUAACAUAUGUAUAAAAUGUUAUACUGGAGAAAACUGGAAAUCACAUUAAUGUAGAUUUUAACUACAUGCCAUUAAGUGUUUAAAGAUAUUUUAGACAAUCACCACCAAAGUGGUUUUAUCAAAAUUGGGAGUGUAACAUUUAUCUUUCUUGUCAGGGUUAAUAUUUAUAGUUUUGUACAUUUCUCAUUGUCCAUAAUUUUGUUAUCAUAUACAUUACAUGUAUUUGCCAUGACAUUUGUAAAAGCACAGGUUGCCUCACUUUACUUUUUUUGUAAAUGUAACAAAAUAUAUCGUUGUGGCAGUUUUUAAAUAUUUUAAUCAAGUACUUCCUCUAAUUUUUUAGCAAAAUUAGAUGGUUUCACAAAGAGGUUGUUUACAAAAAACGUUUUCUAGUCUUUUGUUGCAGAGAUGGUUUGGAUCUUUUUAGAAAAAAUGCAUGAUCAUCAAAGGCCAUAUUUCAAUUGAUAACUAGGGACCAUAUGAAAAUAAGUAUUAUAAGAUGCUGCACCAUCAUACAGUUACUGUAUGUUGUGCCUUUAACUCGCUGGCUUAGUUCCAGGCAUACGUUGGCCGGCUUUUGUCAAUUAAGGAUGUAAAUACCCAUAAUGUAUUUAAGUGUCAUUUGACAGAAGUCAGAUGUACUAAUCAAUCAGGUUGCCAUAAUUUGCACUACUCCAUUGUGGCCUGGGAAAUGAAGUUUAUUACACUGAUGGAGAAUAAAACUACAAAUAAUUUAAAGUGGCUAAUAUUCACCCUUUUUCUAGAAUAGAUCCCAAUCAUACAUUUGCAGCUACAGUGUCUACUGUAUACAAUGUUUUUACGUAACUGUCAGGCAACAGUUUUUAAUAAAACUCCAAGUUCUUUGCUUCUUGUCUCAGUUGAAUGCGUUGUGAAAUCAAGGGGUUGAGAAUACAUAUAGUUAACAUAGCAGUCACAGUCAUUUUUUGAGUACAGAUUUGUGAGUACAGAUUCAUGUAGUGGCAAUUCUUAAAUAGCUUGGGGUUGUGUGUGUGUGUAAAAUGUCCCUGCUGUUCCACCUUUUUCUUAUUUAUAGCAAGAGAUUAAAGCGCUCGGUGCCGACUGAGAUUAAAGAAUUGAAUGACUCAAUACAUACCCGCGGCUCUGAAUCUCAUGCUGGGUUUACCGCCAUCUCAGUCUCAUUUUAAAUUGGAGGAAUUUUCUUUUGAAAACUCGUGACAGUAUUCAGACUUGCUUUUGCAUGUAUUGCCCCCAACAUA
Molecule: messenger RNA, 6452 nt
Organism: Hypomesus transpacificus
Lineage: Eukaryota; Metazoa; Chordata; Actinopteri; Osmeriformes; Osmeridae
Gene: fgd6
Product: FYVE, RhoGEF and PH domain containing 6
Exons: 21
Coding region: 266-4261 (1331 amino acids)
Biological process (GO): regulation of GTPase activity
Cellular component (GO): cytoplasm
Molecular function (GO): guanyl-nucleotide exchange factor activity; metal ion binding
Source: RefSeq, a predicted model, not a curated record